Molecule: messenger RNA, 1851 nt
Organism: Pteropus alecto (black flying fox)
Lineage: Eukaryota; Metazoa; Chordata; Mammalia; Chiroptera; Pteropodidae
Gene: COTL1
Product: coactosin like F-actin binding protein 1
Exons: 4
Coding region: 201-629 (142 amino acids)
Biological process (GO): regulation of actin filament polymerization
Cellular component (GO): cortical actin cytoskeleton; site of polarized growth; plasma membrane
Molecular function (GO): actin filament binding
Source: RefSeq, a predicted model, not a curated record
GAGCGCUCAGUACGCACUCGCAGCUGCCGCCGCGCUCGAAGCACGGAUCUCGCAUCCCUGCGUAGCUCUCGCCGCUGCAGUCACCCGCCGCUUUCGCUCGCCCGCCUUCGGCGCGUCCCCGCCGCGCUCCGAUCCCUGCAGCUGGCCCGGGGCGUGCUCGGUGCUCUUGGGCAGAGUGUCCCCGCUGUGGUCCCGCGGCAAUGGCCACUAAAAUCGACAAAGAGGCUUGCCGGGAGGCGUACAACCUGGUGCGCGACGACGGCUCGGCAGUCAUCUGGGUGACUUUUAAAUAUGAGGGCUCCACCAUCGUCCCCGGCGAGCAGGGAGCGGAAUAUCAGGACUUCAUCCAACUGUGCACAGAUGACAUCCGAUUGUUUGCCUUCGUACGUAUCACCACUGGGGACGCCAUGAGCAAGAGGUCAAAGUUCGCCCUCAUUACGUGGAUCGGGGAGAAUGUCAGCGGGCUACAGCGAGCCAAAACUGGCACGGACAAGACCCUGGUGAAAGAAGUCGUGCAGAAUUUCGCUAAAGAGUUUGUGAUCAGUGAUCGAAAGGAGCUGGCAGAGGAUUUCAUCAAGAGCGAGCUCAAGAAGGCGGGGGGAGCCAAUUACGAUGCCCAGACGGAGUAACCCCAGCCCUCCCCCUGCCCCUUACCAAAGUCAUCUGCCUGCUCCCCGGGGGAGGGGACAUCGGCCUCAGCUACCAGCCCACCAGCCCACCAGGGAGAGGAGACGCAGUGAGAGGCAACGCCCGCCACCCUGUCUGCAACCCAACUCCCCUUCCCCGCUUCCCUUGUGAGCCCCCGUAAUAGCUUAUCUCCCGAAGCUCAUGGAACAUCUUUCUUUUAUCUUCUUUUUCUUUUGUCCCCCUUUUUCUGAAGAAAAAUCAUUUUGAUGCCAAGGCCAUGCACAUCCUCAGAUGUGAGGCGCCUCCUGUGGUGACCCUUGCCCUGGCAUUUCUCUCGGCCUGCCUGGCCUCCUCCACCAUGACCUCACCAUGACCUCACGCUGCUUCCGGAGCCCGGGUGCGCCGCCACCCUGGUUUUCUCUGGCGCCCCCGCCUGCUUACAGCGGAGGAGGCACCUGCGCCCAGAGAUGCGCCAUCAGCGGCGGCCUUCAUAAGCACACACGUUCACCGCAUUCGUCAGGCUCAGACCUCCUAGAAUGUGCUCCAGGGUCCCUCACCCACCCCUUUCAAAGUUGCCUAAGCUACAUGUCUGACAGAGACGGUGCUCGGUGGUGAGAAGUUUAGGCCUGACUCAGACCAAAGGAGAAGAGAGAAAAUUUGCCUUAAAAGUUGUCUGGCAGGAGCUUUGCCACAUGGUCCAAAAUGGCCCAUUCCCAUCCUUUCGAGUGAAGUCUCCUUAGGACAUGGAGUGGGGGCAAAGGUCUGAGUCCAGAUUUGACAGGAGGAGUCUUUCGGGGUUAACGUCAGAGGCUCCCAAAGUGACAAGGACAUUAGGGAGAGAGGCCUGGGGUGCGAAAUGGGAAUUUAGAUAGAACUGGGAACUGAUUCCUUACUUUCGGGAAGGUCCUCUGCCAACGGCAAGGACAGCAUGGGCCAGAAGGCCUGCUCUGCCACCUUAGCUGUGUGUGGAGUGGAGCCCCAGCCUCAGGGGGACCAGGACAUCUGUGGUUUUAAUCUUACAUCUAUACCACACAUUCAAAAGGAUUUUCUUUUUUCAAAGAAAGAUGAGAUUGGCUUGGUUCUUCAUGAGCAUAUUUUAUAGUUCUUUUUCUUUUUUUUUCCUUGUUCAUUUCAUUUGGGGGGAGAAAAUCUGUGCUGUAUUGCGGUUGUGAAGAACAUCUGCACUCAAACAGUUUACAGAAAUAAAUGUUUUUUUGUUUUUCA